GCGGCCCCGCCUCCCGCCCACUCCGCAGCGCCAGCUCGGCAGGCGCGGGGCGUGAGUGUGGAGUGAGACCCGCCGGGCUCCAACUCCGCAGUGCCGGAGCGCGGCGGGCAGCAACUUUCUCCCCGCAGCGGCCGUGGCGGCCGCUGCUGCUGUGGCAGCCGUAGCGGAAGCCGGGAGAAAGAAGGCGGCGGCGGUUGUUCCCGCCGACUCGGGCUGUCCAGCUCUCAGAGACCGCCGGCCCGCGGAGCUGCGUUCCCCCGGGCAGCCCCGGGCCCCUGCCCUAUGUCCCGCAAGGCGAGCGAGAAUGUGGAGUACACGCUGCGGAGCCUGAGCAGCCUCAUGGGCGAGCGGCGCAGGAAGCAGCAGGAGCCGGACGCGGCGAGCGCGGCCGGGGAGUGCAGCCUCCUGGCGGCCGCCGAGUCAAGCACCAGCCUGCAGAGCGCGGGCGCGGGCGGCGGCGGCGGCGUCGGGGACCUGGAGCGGGCGGCGCGGCGGCAGUUCCAGCAGGACGAGACCCCCGCCUUCGUGUACGUGGUGGCCGUCUUCUCCGCGCUCGGCGGCUUCCUGUUUGGCUAUGACACCGGGGUGGUGUCGGGGGCCAUGCUGCUGCUCAAGCGGCAGCUCAGCCUGGACGCGCUGUGGCAGGAGCUGCUGGUGUCCAGCACGGUGGGGGCGGCCGCCGUCUCGGCGCUGGCCGGAGGAGCCCUCAACGGCGUCUUCGGCCGCCGCGCUGCCAUCCUCCUGGCCAGUGCCCUCUUCACCGCCGGCUCCGCAGUGCUGGCCGCGGCCAACAACAAGGAGACGCUACUCGCCGGCCGCCUGGUCGUGGGGCUCGGCAUCGGCAUUGCUUCUAUGACAGUGCCAGUGUACAUUGCGGAGGUCUCACCACCCAAUUUAAGAGGCCGAUUAGUCACCAUUAAUACCCUCUUCAUCACAGGAGGGCAGUUCUUUGCAAGUGUUGUUGAUGGAGCCUUCAGUUACCUCCAGAAGGAUGGAUGGAGGUACAUGUUGGGACUCGCAGCAAUUCCAGCAGUUAUACAGUUUUUUGGCUUUCUCUUUUUGCCUGAAAGCCCUCGAUGGCUUAUUCAGAAAGGACAGACUCAGAAGGCCCGUAGAAUUUUAUCUCAGAUGCGUGGUAACCAGACCAUUGAUGAGGAAUAUGAUAGUAUCAAAAACAACAUUGAAGAGGAGGAAAAAGAGGUUGGCUCAGCUGGACCUGUGAUCUGCAGAAUGCUGAGUUAUCCCCCAACUCGCCGAGCUUUAAUUGUGGGUUGUGGCCUACAAAUGUUCCAACAGCUCUCAGGCAUUAACACCAUCAUGUACUUCAUGGGAAGGUGCCAUUUAUCUUUUAUGCUUUCCUUCCACAGGAGCUCAUCCUUCAGAUAUGUCAUUUCCAUGACCUCCAAUGGCCUUCCAGAUUGUCAGACCUGCUGUCAAACCUCUAUGACAAGGCACAACUCAAACAUUAAUGCCCUGGAAAACCAAGGAAUAUUGUACAGCAGGUACUACAGUGCAACCAUUCUGCAGAUGUCUGGUGUUGAAGACGAUAGACUUGCAAUAUGGCUGGCUUCAGUUACAGCAUUCACAAAUUUUAUUUUCACACUCGUGGGAGUCUGGCUUGUUGAGAAAGUGGGCCGCAGAAAGCUUACCUUUGGUAGUUUAGCAGGUACCACCGUAGCACUUGUUAUUCUUGCCUUGGGAUUUGUGCUAUCAGCCCAAGUUUCCCCACGCAUCACUUUUAAGCCAAUAGCUCCAUCAGGUCAGAACGCCACUUGCACAAGAUACAGCUACUGUAAUGAAUGUAUGUUGGAUCCAGACUGUGGUUUCUGCUACAAGAUGAACAAAUCCACUGUCAUUGACUCCUCCUGUGUUCCAGUUAAUAAAGCAUCUACAAAUGAGGCAGCCUGGGGCAGGUGUGAAAAUGAAACCAAGUUCAAAACAGAAGACAUAUUUUGGGCUUACAAUUUCUGCCCUACGCCAUACUCCUGGACAGCACUUCUGGGCCUUAUUUUAUAUCUUGUUUUCUUUGCACCUGGAAUGGGACCAAUGCCUUGGACUGUGAAUUCUGAAAUAUAUCCCCUUUGGGCAAGAAGUACAGGAAAUGCAUGUUCGUCUGGAAUAAACUGGAUUUUCAAUGUUCUGGUUUCACUAACAUUUUUACACACAGCAGAGUAUCUUACAUACUAUGGAGCCUUCUUCCUCUAUGCUGGAUUUGCUGCUGUGGGACUCGUUUUCAUCUAUGGCUGUCUUCCUGAGACCAAAGGCAAAAAACUAGAGGAAAUUGAAUCACUCUUUGACCACAGGCUAUGUACAUGUGGCACUUCAGAUUCUGAUGAAGGGAGAUAUAUUGAAUAUAUUCGGGUAAAGGGAAGUAACUAUCAUCUUUCUGACAAUGAUGCUUCUGAUGUGGAAUAAUUUUCAGCUGCUCGUAUAUUUAGUUAUUUAAACAAACUUGGGAAGAAGAACAGCAAUUGGUGACCUCACUGCCCUGCUUCUAAUCUGGUUCGUUCCAGUCUAGUUUUGAUUCACUCUAUAUUCUAGAAUACUUGAUUGGGAGGAAGAUACAACCAUGAUGACUUUUUUUUUUUUCAGAAAGAAUAUUUUAAAAAAUAUUUACAGAGAUUUUAAUCUAAUACUUCUUAAGCAAAUGUGUGUAUUGCCUUCCUGAAAUAGUCUAAAAUGAAUAUUGUACCCAGUGACUUCAGUGGUAUCCUUUUUUCCUAAGACCAUUUAUAAUUAUUAGUGGCAAACAGAGUCAGUGCUAAUCUAGUCAAAUUACAUAUGCAUAAUAUAUUUAUAAAGGAUUCUGGGAGAUGGUCCAAGGGUAUUCUAUGUCAAAAGAUGGCCUAUUGGCUCUCAGUUUUCCUACAGAGAGUAGUGGCUUGUCUCUGAUCAGCUGUUACAAACUAAACUCCAUUUAUGCUUUUGUCAACAAAUACCAAGUGCCUCCUACAAGGGCACAGCUGUCCCUAUCUCCUUUGGAUUCCACAUUUUUGUUUCUCUCCAAUUCAGAUAUUGGGAGUUCUUCAGAGACUGACUCUGCACACUAGCUUUUGAACAUUAUGAAAAGAUAAUCUGUUAGGGGUUAUUUUCAUAGUUUUUUUUUUGCAUCAGUGAUAAAGCAUACAUUUGCACAGACAAGCUAGCAAGUUAUGAGAAGUACUUUUAUGGUUGGAAAGUAACAGAAAAGGUUUCUAUGGAUCCCAAAUUGGUUAGUCACUAGGUAUGCAAUUAUAAAUGCAAAACAGUGCCGGAUCUUUAGCUGUAUAUCAGGGUCAGUUUUUGUUCAUGCCCAAAUGACUACACCUUCCUCAUUGGCCCUGGAGUCCUACUAUUUUGUGCCUUCAUUUGUGUUACAUACACAGCUGCAAGCAUAUUAUUUUUCCCCUUUUAUUCAAACAAUAAUUUUCAAAGCAAGAAAGAGGAAAGAAAUCACUGGCAGAAAUAAUCCUGCUGUUAUUGGUGUUUGUUUAAUAAAAAUAAUGGGACUUUUGUUCUUAACUUGUUAUUAACUCUUCCUAAGGGAACUGUCACAUAUUAUUAUUUAAUUUUACUUGUCUUUUUUUGUUUUACUUUAGGAGCAUAAACUUGUUUUUAUUUUGCACACUUUUCUCAUUUCCCUGAGAAGGUACCAGAAAAAAACAAGGAUACAUAGAUUUGUCUGUAUGUUUUUCUUAUUCUUUGUUUAGUUUUUCCUUCUUGUCUAAAAAUUGAGAUUUCCUAUUUAUUGGAACAGAUUAUUGGUUCUAAUAUAGCACAUGUCUAUAAGAAAUGCAGACUUAAGUAUAUUUCUACAAUGCCUUUCCAAAGUUUUCAUUGGUUUUUAUGGUAAUUCUUCACUAAACUCUUAAUUUUUGCUUUUCUAUUAAUAAAUAUAUAGUAUGUACAGAAUUCCUUGAUCACAAAAGUACUUGAUAGUUCCAAGAAAAAUAUGAAUGAAUCUUCUGUGGCCACUUAGGAAUACAUCAGUUUGAUGGAUCUAAUAAGGUACUGUAUUUGGAGAGAAAAGGUGGCUAUCUCCAUAUUCUGCCAGUCUCCAAGAUAUUCUAUUCUUUUAACAUCUGGCUUCUUCCUAUCACAGUUAUCAAGCUGAGAAUACAGACGAGGAAGUUGAUUCUCUAAGUCACCAGAGGUAUAAUAAAUAUGUGCUUAAACAGUCACAUUAGUGGCCUAAAAAUUCUUUAACCAAAAACAAAAAAGUUUUCUCUCUUUGGUCAUGUCAUAUAAUAAAACAAUUUAAUAUUUUAGAGAGGUUAUUGCCUUGAAUUAGGUGCUUUAACAACUGAUUUCCAAGGGAAUAUUAGCAUUGAUUUUUUCCUCAGAAAAGCAGAUAUGAUUUAAUAGGGAAAAUUAUUAUUCUAUUGAUAUUUCUUAUAAGAAAUUUCUCAUUUUACACAGGUAAAUUGAAGUGAAAAAUGAGCUACUGUGUGGUACAAUCAAAAUACAAGGAGAAAAAAUAUUUAGGCCAAUAAAGUGCUCUCUAAAAAUUUUAUUUUUUGGACUUAUCAAAAUAAUUGCCUCAAUUCUUCUCUUUAUUGUAUAGAUAGCCUUAAUUAUAUACUUAUAAUUCAGCUGGGCUGAUGCACAGUAACUUUAUUAAAGGAGAAACUGGACUUUUGUUAUUUCCUAAAGCAGAACAUGGCAUGUUCUCCCUGCUAUAAAAAAAACAAUGUUUUCAACUUUAUAACCAUAAAUGCACAUAAUAACAGGGAAAAUUAGCCACAGUUCUCCCCUACUCACCUGAGCCCCUUCUUUAAAGGACUAUUUGUUAUUUAUAUAGUGUUAAAGAUAAGAUUCCUUAAAGUAUAAGACAGAGAGGCACAGUAUAAUAAUUUAUAACUUUUUAGAACAAAUAACUACUUGAAAAGGAACCUUAUACAAUUAGGGUAUUAUUUUUAGAUUUGGUGAAUAUUUAUAGAAUAUUAAAAAUUAAAUGUUUAAAUUUUGCAGAUUUUUUUAUAUUAGGCACCUUUUAAGUUCCCUGCAUAUUUGGCUACCACUAUCAACUUGGAAAUACUCCAUUUGAAGUAUCAUCAAAUAUAUAUUUUGUAGGACAAUUUAUAUAGGAUGUGAUUUGACCUACCAUAUAGACACAGAUUACAUAUCAUGCUUUCAACCAAAAUUACAGAUUUCAUUUGAAACGUGCUGCAGAUUUGAUAGAGGUAUAUUAUGUUUUAGGAAAAUAUACUGAAGAUGGUCCAAAUCCCUACUGAGGCUUAGCUGGAUGGCUGAUCUGCACAUAAACACAUAGGGCUGAAUAUAAUGUCAAAAGGAUUUGCCAUUAAUAAUUUUCUUCAAUGUAAACAUUCCUAAUAAUUUUGAUUGAUUGUUGCUUCUAACUUAAUCACUUCCCAAAACAUGAUUAUUUUUAAUAUAUAUGUAAAAGACUUAAAAAAUAAUAAAAGGUAAUAUGUCCAUUUUAAAUUUUGUUCCCAGCCAUAUGCAGUGGUUUCCUGAUAGAAAAUACUAUGAGAAUACUGAGUAUUUUUUCAGAAUUUAAUUUUACCACUGAACCUGAUUUUAGCACAUGAGAGUCUAAAUAUUAAGUUGUUCAUUCUAAAAGGGGAAAUCAGUAAAAACAAGGAAUUUAUGAAAUUUUUACUUUAAUUUUAAUAUCUGUUAUACAGGGGAAGAACGAUCAGGAAAAAUAUAAGCUGGCAACUUACCCUUUUGCUUUUCAACAACAAAAUAAUAUUGAAAAUCUAUUAUGAUAACUCACAGAUCCAGAAGUUGGCGGAAAUGGACGAAUGUUUUAGAAAACACUAUCCAUAUGUUUAUCUAAGAAAGUCUCACAAUUUAGUGACACUAGUACAAUUCGUAAAAUACUGUAAUAGAGUUGGAAUAUUAUUUUGGUUUUAUUUCAUCAUCAAAAUCAUAAAAAAAUUAAUGAGAUUUUUUAAUAAUCAUUUUCUUUUACCAUAUUCAAAAUUUAAAAAUUUCAAAUUAUAGUAAGUACCUAACAACUGACUUUUAUCCACUUGUGACAAGUUUUCAGUUACCAAAUUAAGACCUUUUCAGUAUCUAUGAGUAAAAGAAAUAGAUGAUUAUAUCAGACCAGGAGCAGAGAAUUUAUAACAUAUGUGCUUUAUAGCAAAAUGCAUUAAAUUAUGGAUAAAAUUUACAGCUCAUAUGUAGCUGCUGCCAAUAAGAAAGCUCAGAAUUGUUCUCUGGAUUAAUUUUACAUCCUGUUUUCUGUCACUUUUACCAGUCUUCUUAGCUUUGUGUACAAUAAUGUUAAGCCAAUUUGAUGAAAUGGUUCAGGUUGUAGCAAUCUAUAAAUUGUCGGUACAUUCAGCUCUUCUAGGUGAGCAAUACUGCUGCUAUUUUUCUAGAAAUAGCAAUCAUUUUAAAAUGCCAAAUAGCUAACUGCUAUGAACUCUUUCUUGUAUAUUGUUUCUUUGGAGAAGGAAGUUUUUGUGUGCCAAUAAUCAUCAAAGAGGUGUUUUAUAAGAAUGUUGAUGUUCAGAAUUUCAUGGAAAUAUUUUAUCCCUAUAAUUUGCUGGUGAGUGUAAAACAAUUUAUGUAAAUCUUUACUUUAUAUGUACAAAAUAUAUAGUCUGCUGUACUUGAGUAAUUUGGUCUAUGGAAUUUUUAAAAACCUUCAUUUAGCAGUAAUUCACAUUUUUAUUUUAGACAGUUCAUGUGUUUGAUUUUGUUAUGUCAGUAUUAAUGAGAAAAAGAAGUGGAUCAUGCAGCUAAUGAGUAACCAUUUUGUAAAGUUUCAGCAAACUUAACAUUAUUCCAUCUCAUUUAAAGGUUAAAAAAGAAGAGACAACUGUAGCCAAAGUAGAAAUUUAUAUUCUACACGUCUAAACUGUUUCCUAGCAGCUUUUGGACUAUAUAUAUUACUUGAUGUUAAAGUAUCUUUUAUUUGUAAUAAAUGUUCAAAUUUCUAUUUAGAAGCUCCGAUCUACACCUAGAUUAAAUCAAAUCACAGUUUUAUGCUUUUAAAAUAUAUGUCUUUCAAACUGUAUAUUUUAAUUUCUGAGUGCAUGUUAUAUAGUAUUUAAUACUUCAGAUGUCUUGGCAAAUUCAAUAUAAAUAUUUAUUCCCACAAGUGAUAUAUGAGAUAUCUCUUAAAAUUAUGAAUAUGUACUAUCUCCUUCAAAGUCAUCCUAGCCUAUGCUGUAUCAAAAGUAUUGUAUAUUUUAUGGAGAUGUAGUGAUAUACAUGUAAAUGUUUUUUAAGUUAUUUUAUUGAAGUUCAAUCUUUACAUAAAAUUAAAAUCUUUUUUUAAAAAAAGUGUCAGUGCCAGAACUGUAAAUGAAAAUAAUCAAAUAAAUGUUAAAAUAAUUCAUUACUCAUUAA
Callithrix jacchus (white-tufted-ear marmoset) is the source of this 7308-nucleotide messenger RNA. It is a transcript of the gene SLC2A13, whose product is annotated as solute carrier family 2 member 13. Lineage: Eukaryota; Metazoa; Chordata; Mammalia; Primates; Cebidae. The record is from RefSeq and is a predicted model, not a curated record. Gene Ontology annotation, biological process: transmembrane transport; myo-inositol transport. Gene Ontology annotation, molecular function: myo-inositol:proton symporter activity. Gene Ontology annotation, cellular component: apical plasma membrane.